UCCUGCUGCAAGCCCAGGCGAAGGCGGUGCUGGUGGGGUACGGUCCCCUGCCGUGGUCCUUCUACGUCCGCCAGUCGUGGCGGCAGCCUGUCAUCAGGCCGGGUGAUGUGCUCGUGUUCAAGUGGGGCUUCUGGCCGCACGGCGUGCGCAAGCUGGCGAGUGGCACGGCGUAUGACAACUGCGACUUCAGCGGCAGCACCAAGGUCGCUCCCAUUCGUUUCUUCGGUUAUGCCAGGUACACAGUCCAGGCAGGUGAUGCAGCCACCGGGCUCUAUUUCGCAUGCCCCGUGCCCAGCCACUGCGGGCCGGGCGGCAUGAAGGUGCAGAUCAGCGUCACGCCGCUGUAG
Closterium sp. NIES-65 is the source of this 347-nucleotide messenger RNA. The record is from the annotation of a GenBank genome assembly. Lineage: Eukaryota; Viridiplantae; Streptophyta; Zygnematophyceae; Desmidiales; Closteriaceae.